CUACUCACUCAACACACACUUCAAACUAAUAUCUUUUCUCUUUCUUCUUUCUCUGGUGGUGUUCAAAGUAUGGAGUGUAAGAGAAUUAUGCUGCUGCUUUUGUCGGCUGCAAUGGCGAUCCCUGCCAUGUCAGCACCAUUCAAGUUUGUCGAUCAGAAAAACUACUAUCCAGACCCACAUGCAAUCCCUCCCCCCACCCCCACAGUUUCGUACACUCCUCCGGCACAUGCAACCCCAACACCGUCCCACGGAGGCGGCAGCGGCACACCACCCGGCGGCCAACUUGCGGCACACCCCACAACCUGGCGGCAGCCCCCACCACCACACUCCGACACCGUCCCACCACACUCCGACGCCGUCCCACCACACUCCUUCAACACCUACCCCAACCACACCCAUACACACACCCACACCCUCCGUAACUCCACCAAUCACCCCCGGCAUCACAAUACCAUCACCCCCAUUCGCGUUCGACCCAAACUCUCCACCUUUUAACUGCACUUACUGGAAGAAUCACCCGACGAUAGUAUGGGGAUUGGUCGGGUGGUGGGGAACCGUAGGCAAUGCAUUCGGUGUAACAGGCACCAUACCGGGAUUCGGAGCUCACUUGAACCCUCUAGAAGCGCUUACGAACACGCGUACCGAUGGUUUCGGAGAACUCUGCAGACAAGGAACCGCGGCUUUGCUCAACUGUUUGGCACACACUAAGUUCCCGCUCACGGCCGCGCAGGUUAGGAGUAGCUUCGUGGCGGCGCUCGGCUCCGACAAGGCUGCAGCGGCUCAAGCACAGAUCUUCAAGCUGGCUAACGAGGGAAGCACCUGAGGAAGAAAAAAAAAAACACGAAAAAUUAUUUUUACACAUGUGAAGGAUUUAUUACUGAUUUUACUGCUUUCGGUUUGGUUAUUAUUCGUGUACUGCAUUUGUUUCUUUGGCAUCAGAAUUUUCGUUUUUUUUUUUUUUUUGCUUUUGACUUUAUGUUUUGCUUGAUUUAAAACAGCAGUGGUGAAUUUGUUUGGCAUGGCAUCUAUGAAUUAAUUUCACAUUUGUUCACCG
Erythranthe guttata (spotted monkey flower) is the source of this 1054-nucleotide messenger RNA. Lineage: Eukaryota; Viridiplantae; Streptophyta; Magnoliopsida; Lamiales; Phrymaceae. The record is from RefSeq and is a predicted model, not a curated record.